AAAAAAAAAAAAAAAAACUUUUUCAAUUAUAUAUAGAAUGACUGCCCACACUCUUAGGGAGACGCAAUAGGAGAGAAACAGAUAAAUAUAAUUAAACAAGGUAGUCGAUAUCAAGAUGGCGAUCAAUCUAAUGCCAUGAACGUUACAAACUAGGCACUCUUGUGAGCUAUAUUUUGAUGCUUCCCUCUGCCAUUUCUCUGUAAACCAACUACUCCUUCAUUCAAAACUCUCAAAAUUCUCCACCAUGGGAGACAAGGAGCAAAACAAGGCAGGUUACUGGUCCCUCGGCUCGGGGAACAAACCAAAGGGUGGCUUCAAUGCCUGCAAAUUUGUUUUUGUAUUGGCAGCAUUUGAGAACAUGGGUUUCGUGGCAAACAUGGUGAGCUUGGUUAUCUACUUCAUGACUGUAAUGUACUUUGAUCUGUCAACCUCAGCCAACACGCUUACGACCUUCAUGGGUGCAACUUUCUUGCUCUCCCUCAUCGGUGGCUUCGUUUCGGACUCCUACUUAAGCAGACUCAACACUGUUCUGAUAUUUGGAUUCCUUGAAGUCCUGGCUUUGGUGCUGAUGACAAUCCAAGCUUCCUCACACAAAUUUCAACCAGAUCCUUGUGGGAAAUCAAGCUGUUUGAAAGGUGGUGCAAAAUUCAUGUUCUAUAUGUCAUUGUGUAUGUUGGCAAAGGGAUCAGGUGGUGUUAGAGGAGCCCUUCCAGCACUUGGUGCUGACCAAUUCGAUCAAAAGGACCCGAAAGAAGCAAAAGCUCUUGCAAGCUUCUUUAACUACCUCUUGCUUAGUAUUACACUUGGAGCAGCAAUUGGAGUAGUGGCCAUUGUGUGGGUCAGUACGAAUCUGGGUUGGCAUUGGGGUUUUUUCAUAUCAACUGUGUCUGCAUUUUUGGGGUUCGUUGUUCUUGCUCUUGGUAAGCCUUUCUAUCGUCACAGAGUGCCAGGAGAGAGCCCCCUCAUAAGAAUCAUUCGGGUGAUUGUUGUGGCAAUUAAAAACCGAAGACUGUCAUUGCCAGAGAGGUCUGAUGAACUGUAUGAGAUCAGUGACAAAGAUUCACUUUCUGCUGAAGAAAAAAUUAAACAUACCAAUCAAUUCAGGCUUUUAGACAAAGCAGCAAUUCUUCAGGCAAAUGCAGAGCCAAGACCAUGGACCGUAUGCACAGUGACACAAGUUGAAGAAGUGAAGGUCCUAACAAGAAUGUUACCCAUUUUAGCCAGUACAGUCAUAAUGAACACUUGUCUAGCACAGCUCCAAACAUUCUCAGUACAACAAGGACGUAUCAUGAACCUCCAUCUCGGCUCUAUUGUAGUUCCUGCUCCAUCAGUUCCCGUGAUCCCCUUGAUUUUCAUGUCGGUUCUCAUACCAAUAUACGAGUUCAUUUUCGUUCCUUUUGCUCGGAAAAUCACCCACCAUCCAGCCGGUAUCACUCAACUCCAACGUGUUGGAAUUGGCCUAGUUCUCUCCGCGGUUUCAAUGGCUAUUGCAGGCAUUGUGGAAGUCAAAAGAAGGAACCAAGCAAACAAGGAUCCAGCACAUCCCAUAAGCCUGUUUUGGCUUUCCUUCCAAUUUGGUAUAUUUGGAAUUGCUGACAUGUUCACUCUUGUAGGAUUGCUUGAAUUCUUCUACAAAGAAGCACCAGCGGGGAUGAGAUCACUGUCGACCUCAUUCACAUGGUUGUCUCUAGCUUUUGGUUACUUCUUAAGCACUGCUUUUGUCAAUAUUAUUAACUCUGUCACCGAGAAGAUCGCACCAAGCAAACAAGGCUGGUUGCAUGGAUUAGACCUCAACAAAAACAAUCUCAACCUUUUCUACUGGUUUUUGGCAAUCCUCAGCUGCGUCAACUUUUUGAACUACUUGUAUUGGGCUAAUUGGUACAAGUACAAAUCAGAAGAAUCAGUAUUGAAAGAAGCACCACUCUUGAAGGUUGAUCAAAGCAUUCAAGACAGUACUAAUGGAUUUAGUACUAUUCAAGUCUCAUCUGCUUUAGGGGAUGCCAAAGAAAAAGAAUCAAGUUGAUAAAAAUCCUCAACAGCAAUACAGAAACAAUAAAAUCAACGGAUAAAGGUUUUGGAGAUUGGAGAUUCUUUUCCUUCUUUUUUUUCCCCCCUUUUUUUGUCCUGCUUUUUUGCGUGUAUGUGUGUGUGUAGUGUAGAAGCUUGGUCUAGGCAGGCUGUGUUGUUUUAUGUGCUUACAGUAUUAUAUGUAUGUGUGUGUAUUAUUUUUAUUUUUUGGUGGUUGAUGAAAACAACUAAUUUGGAUGUCUACUUAAUAAAAGAAAAGGGAAGGUUGCUUGAGGCU
Molecule: messenger RNA, 2305 nt
Organism: Ziziphus jujuba (common jujube)
Lineage: Eukaryota; Viridiplantae; Streptophyta; Magnoliopsida; Rosales; Rhamnaceae
Product: protein NRT1/ PTR FAMILY 4.5
Exons: 6
Coding region: 245-2023 (592 amino acids)
Biological process (GO): transmembrane transport
Cellular component (GO): membrane
Molecular function (GO): transmembrane transporter activity
Source: RefSeq, a predicted model, not a curated record